This is a messenger RNA of Cydia amplana, 1405 nucleotides long. RefSeq lists its product as uncharacterized. The transcript is spliced from 2 exons. The record is from RefSeq and is a predicted model, not a curated record. Gene Ontology annotation, molecular function: nucleic acid binding; zinc ion binding. Bases 98 to 1405 code for a protein of 435 amino acids. NCBI's taxonomy places the organism in Eukaryota, Metazoa, Arthropoda, Insecta, Lepidoptera, Tortricidae.
GCGCUGCGGCAUAGAAGAACAAAUAUUAGAAAACAAAAGAAGAUUGCAAGAAACGAAUCAAUAACAAGAAAAAUAGUGAGAAAAAAGAAGCUAGAAAAUGGCGGAAGGGGCAGAGCAUGGCGUCGUGGGUCUAAAACCACCAGAAAAGCUACUAAACCAAGACUUUAAAAAGUGGAAACAAAGGUUCGAGUUGUAUAGAAAGGCUAGUGGAGCUGACAAGAAGGAGGAUCAAAUACAGGUAGCAUUACUACUGCACUGCAUGGGCGAGGCUUGUAUAGAUAUUUACAACACGCUCAAUCUUGAUGAAACAGCUACAUAUAUUGAAGUGAUUGCGGCAUUUGAGAGUUAUUACAUACCUAAAAAGAACGAGAGUGUGAAUUCUCACAUGUUUUUCACUAGAAAUCAACUUGAGGGGGAGAAUUUUGACAAUUACUUAACAGAAUUAAGAAAAUUGGCCAAAGAAUGUGACUUUGGUACACUAGAAGAUAGAUUAAUAAAAGAUAAGAUUGUAUCAGGUGUCUACAAUAAAAAACUGACAGAUAGAUUACUCCGGGAACCUGAUUUGUCACUAACAAAAGCGAUAAAUAUAUGUAAAGCAGCAGAGCUAGCUAAUGAACAAGUCAAACAAAUACAAGGAAAAAGCUCAGUAGAAAAAACAGAGGUGCAGGUCAUUAAGAAGAAAUCAAUAGCAAGAAAAGAGCAAGCAUCAACCAAUGGCAGUAAAGGUGGCGGUUCAAGCGGAUCUACUUACCAUCAUCAAGCAUCAGCAGGUACCAGUAAGAGCAGUUCAAGUGGAUCUACUUACCAUCAUCAAGAAAGCAGACAUCAUGCAGAGUGCUACAGGUGUGGCUACAGUCAUGAAAGGAAUAAGUGUCCAGCGUAUGGAAAAACUUGCAGCAAAUGCGGCAAGCUGGGACAUUUUAUUAGGAAGUGUAGAUGGAAUAAGAUAGGUACAGUAAGAGUACAAUAUUAUGGUAAUACAAAUCCUGAAGAUCAAGGCACGAGUGACAGUGAUUCACAAGAGAUAGACAUUUCAAUGGUUAGCAAUAAGAAAAGCAAAAGUAGUAGUUGGUAUGAAAAUGUCCAUUUUGUGGAGCAGAAUAAAGAUAUCAAAUUUAAGCUUGAUAGUGGAGCUGGUUGCAAUAUAAUACCCAGAUCUUUAUGCCACAAAAUGAACAUUUUUCACUUUGAAAAAUCAAAUUGUCAUUUGACAAAUUAUAGUGAAGAAAGCAUUUCUACAGUUGGUGAACUUAACUUGAAGUGUAAAAUAUUAAACAAAGAGUGCGUUAUAAACUUACAAACUCAGGCUCUCAAUUUACCAGCCAUGAAUUUAAGAAAUUUGCCAAUGAUUGGACAUUUGAGCAUAAAAUUAUUAGUCCAAAGCACCAUCAAGGAAAUGGUUUAG